Callorhinus ursinus (northern fur seal) is the source of this 1749-nucleotide messenger RNA. The record is from RefSeq and is a predicted model, not a curated record. NCBI's taxonomy places the organism in Eukaryota, Metazoa, Chordata, Mammalia, Carnivora, Otariidae.
UGCGGACAAAGGCAGCGCGCGCCGCGGGGUGUAGUGUUUGUCGGUGGUCUGGCGGAGCUGGUGGUGGGCUUGUGGGUUCUUCGCUGCCGCCCCCGGCCGCCUUCCCUUCUUCUUUCCCGUCCUCUUCUCCCGGGUCCCGGGAGCCCCCGCCCGGGGGCCUAGCUCAGGUUGCCUUCUCUCGGCUGCUCCUCCAUCUGCCAUUCCGAAGGGAGUCCUCCAUUCUUUUUGAGUUUCCACAGGACUUUUGGCUCACUAAUGGUGGUUCUCUGCGAGAGGCCUUCCUCGGCUCCCCAGGGACGCACUUCCUCUCGGGUGUGCUGCGCCCGCAUCUUGUACUUGUCCGCGGCCCUGCAGCUGCCAGUGUGUGCAUGGAGCUGUCUGCCCACUUCCCGGCACAGUGCCUGAGGCACUGUUGCUGAGUUUGGUGCCUGAGCUGACUCGGUUGGUGACAGCAUGACAAGUGAGGUGAUAGAAGACGAGAAACAGUUCUAUUCGAAGGCCAAGACGUACUGGAAGGAAGUCCCGCCCACAGUGGACGGCAUGCUCGGGGGGUAUGGCCACAUCUCCAGCAUCGACAUCAGCAGCUCCCGGAAGUUCCUGCAGAGGUUUUUGAGGGAAGGCCCAAACAAGACGGGGACCUCCUGUGCCCUGGACUGCGGGGCUGGCAUAGGCAGGAUCACCAAGCGACUGCUGCUGCCACUCUUCACGGUGGUGGACAUGGUGGAUGUGACAGAAGACUUUCUGGUCAAAGCCAGGACGUACCUGGGGGACGAGGGCAAGAGGGUGAGGAACUACUUCUGCUGCGGCCUCCAGGACUUCAGCCCUGAGCCCAGCUCCUAUGAUGUCAUCUGGAUCCAGUGGGUGAUAGGCCACCUGACUGAUCAGCACCUGGCGGAGUUCCUGCGGCGCUGCAAGCAGGGCCUGCGCCCCAAUGGCAUCAUCGUCAUCAAAGACAACAUGGCCCAGGAGGGCGUGAUCCUGGACGACGUGGACAGCAGCGUGUGCCGGGACCUCGAGGUGGUCCACAGGAUCGUCCGCAGCGCAGGCCUCAGCCUCCUAGCCCAGGAGCGCCAGGAGAACCUCCCCGAUGAGAUCUACCACGUCUAUAGCUUAGCCCUGAGAUGAGCAGGGGAUGGCCGGAGAAAGGGACCAGUGCGGGGUGGGGGGCUGGCAGCCGGGCAAGACCCAGAGGCUCCAUGAUGAUGGUUCGGGAGUGCUGAGCGAGACUGCUAAAUAUACCUGUCUGCCGUCCGUCACUAGACUCUUUUUCAAAAGGCAUAAUGGGACCCAGUGGGGAGGGGCGCCACUGAACAGAGCGUGAGGCUGGAGCCUGGCUCUGCGGCCCUGAGAGGCUGGGACCGGGCAGUGCAGACCAUGGGCCUCCAGGGCCCCUGGGGCUCCCCACGUGAGAAUACAGUGAUCCCACCAGAAGUGGGAGAUUUCCUGGAUCUCCCUUUCAACCACCUAGCCUUCCAGCCACAGGCCUGGGUGCCUUAAGAGGAAGAGAACUCUCGGUUGUUGAGGACUUUUUCCCUUGGGGGGAGGAGAGGAGCCAGGCCGUGGAGCCUGCAGCUGCCAGGGAUACUCAUGUUCUGAGGCCUGUUUGGUGAUGGGAGCCCUGGUGUCCCUGACGUGACCGUCACAACGGGCUACGGCAAGGGAAGUCUGCAGCCUCACCCUUGGCUGUGCCUUGCAGCUCCUCCUUGGUGAGAAUUUUCAGUCAAAAAAUAAAAGGGUAAAUCCUGUACU